AGAAACUCGACUUUCUUAUUUUAAACAAAGCAAAAUCACCAUACCAAAUAUUUUUGCCUUUUUUAAUAAAAAAAAAAUGAAGAAAUUUCAUGUUAGACAAGGUCCUUUUAAUUUUGCAGGUCUCUUCUUUUCACUCGUUGGAUUCAUACUUGUGAUAUUAUGUUUGCUUGGAUGUCAAAGUCCAAAUAGUCGGGCACUUUACUUUGCCAAAGUUACCAAUGCUGGACCACCUGUGGAUGGCAAACCCGUGGCAGUGUAUUAUGGUUGGCAAGGAUAUUGUAUAGAAGAAGCCGAACUAACAUGUUUCAGCGAUCGAAGUGUCAUGGUGGUUCCAUUUGAUGUUUCAAUUUCAACACAAUUAAAUGAAAGUUACCCUUAUUUAUUCACAGAUCCCGUCACUCAAGAUGAAUCGUUAAAUCCCGAAUCGACACCUACACCGGCGCAUGAUCCCAAGAUUUACCCAGCAGCCGUACUGUGUUUACUGACGUCGGCAACGUUACUUGUAUUCUGUUUCAUGCGAGUGUGUACGCCACAGCGGUAUCAGGACGAAUAUUAUACACGAGGAUUUUUAGCUGCAGGGUCUGCGGUAUUGGCCCUACUGCUACUGGUGUUAUCGUCCAUCAUGUAUCAGAAUGCGAUUGAGGAGUUGAACUUGGAAUACCCACAUUUAGUUGCUACACAGGGUCCUGCCAUGACCAUGGUGGGUGUAUCUUUUGCGGCUUAUUCGUUAGCGAGCUAUGUCUUGUUACGAGGUUGUAUGAGCAUGGAAUCUGGUGGUUCAGGCACCGAAGGUUACAGUCCGAUUUAAAUGCGUUUGUAAACAAUAAAAUGUGUGUGAUAUAGAAAAACAUGAAAAGCACACUGCAUCGCAAUGUAUAAACAUCCCAAUUUU
Molecule: messenger RNA, 892 nt
Organism: Mucor mucedo
Lineage: Eukaryota; Fungi; Mucoromycota; Mucoromycetes; Mucorales; Mucoraceae
Exons: 2
Coding region: 77-808 (243 amino acids)
Source: RefSeq, a predicted model, not a curated record